GCCGAAGCGAUUCGCGGGGGCUGAUUGACAGAAACUCUUCGACCAGCCCUGCGUGUCUUUCUUCCAAUGAUUCGAGGCGGAGGUCAGGUCCGCUGAUCGUCGUGCUUGUAAAGGGGUGAGGAUGAUCUGACCUCAUCUCCCCUCUGCGUCCCCGUAUGUGUGACAGCCCAUAAGAGCACAGUCACCCCAGACAGGCUUCUGGAGAUGGCGGCUACGUUUGAUUCUCUCCCACGCGUAAAACGAUAGCAAACAUGGAACCGCGAUACAUUGCAAACAACUUGCCCACGCAAACGCUGCCGUCCACAAAGGCGCACGCGCUGCUUGUCCAAUCUCUCGAAGCAGUCCUCACAAAUACACCACCGCUCCAGCGGUACACGACUCGCCAGCUGGGCGGAUUGUACAGUGGGUAUACUGGCAUCGCCUACCUAUUCUUUCGACUGAGCAAGAGACAUCCGGAGCUCGAAGUCAGAGGCCAUUGCCUAAAUUUCUGGGCAUCCAAGUACAUGGAAGGAGAUCGCUCGAGCGCGGGACUCACCAAAGGCAACUGUGGCUUGGCUUGCGAGAAGCUUUCAUUCCAAGCUCUCAGGGCUUGCAUGUCUGGCAAGAAUGACGACCUAUUCGAAUUUCUUGCGAAUAUUCCCCUGUUGCUCGGGCCGUACCCAUCGGGCGACUUCUACUCAUCCGAGCUCAUCUAUGGGAGGGCCGGGUUGUUAUAUUUGAUCCGGAUGAUUGAGGCGUACUUUCCUGGAUCCAAGUCAUACCUGAACUCGCCGAAGAAUUGUUUGACAAAAAAGAUAUUAGAGACGAACGACGACGGGCGCGGCAAUUGGGAAUGGCGAGGGAAACGAUAUUUCGGCGCGGCGCACGGAGAGAUUGGGAUCAUCACGCAGCUCGUGCUCGCGAACCCCAAAAUAGCACCGCGGCUCCACGAUCGGUUAGAGGACCUACUUGAUCUGCAAUGGGAGGAUGGCAACUGGUCCUCCAGCGAGCUGAGGAUGCGCGAGGGCAAGAACCCAAAGCUGGUCCAGUGGUGUCACGGCGCGCCAGGCUUUGUGAUCUCGCUCCACUCGCUGCGAGAACACUUUCCAGAGCUCGAGUCACGGAUUGACACGGCCAUCCUCCGCGCCGAGGAUAUCAUCUGGCGGCACGGACUGCUGACAAAGGAGCCAUCGCUAUGCCACGGUAUUCUGGGGAACGCCCUCGCCCUACCCAAAGGCUCGAAACGAAACCACUUCUUGUCCUUGGCAACGACCGAGUCCAUGGAGAAAAUGCGCCGCCAUGAUCCAACACUUUUCGAGCCGGCUUCCUAUGACAAAGACUGGGCCGUCAUGACAAAUUACUACACCAGCGCGGCGUGGGCCUGGGCCACUCUGGAAGACGAAACACCGAGGAUGAUCUUUUACAACGAUGUGUAGAAGAGAUGGAUGCGUUUAAUAAGUUCUGAAGCAAUACAAGCCUUGUUUGACCAUAGCAAGCUGGUGAUCAAAUGGACCAGAACGGUGAACUUGUGACCAUCGCUGCUCGUGGCCUGCGGAUCCCAUGCGUACGCCACAAUGUUUGAAGUCUUGGACCCCUAUUCAUCCAGCGUCCGGGACUGCACGCCCACAAUCAGCCACGCCAUCCAAGGGUGUCGUUCAAGAUGAUCGCCUCCUUCGGCAGGGCUU
This is a messenger RNA of Emericellopsis atlantica, 1664 nucleotides long. RefSeq lists its product as uncharacterized. The record is from RefSeq and is a predicted model, not a curated record. NCBI's taxonomy places the organism in Eukaryota, Fungi, Ascomycota, Sordariomycetes, Hypocreales, Bionectriaceae. The transcript is spliced from 2 exons. The coding region runs from base 252 to 1415 and encodes 387 amino acids. Gene Ontology annotation, cellular component: plasma membrane. Gene Ontology annotation, biological process: carbohydrate metabolic process; peptide modification.